Messenger RNA from Porites evermanni, 3442 nucleotides. The record is from the annotation of a GenBank genome assembly. NCBI's taxonomy places the organism in Eukaryota, Metazoa, Cnidaria, Anthozoa, Scleractinia, Poritidae.
AUGGCGGCGCGAGACGUACAGAAAGAAGUUAUCAGACCAGGAAAUGGCCCUUGUCCCUCAAAAGGAUCUACGAUAAAGGUUCACUGCACUGGAUCUUUAAAUACCAAUCCACCCAAAAAGUUUUGGAGGUAUUGAUUUAGCUAUGAAUGCAUUAGCAUCGCACGCCUGAUUUACAAGAUUUUGUUUAUCGCGAGCGUGCAUGUCAUGCAUGUGAAAGUAUUUUUUUUCUUUUUCUCGCCUUGUUACCGAUACGAAACGAUGUAGCCAUUAGAAUCUUGUGUAUAGUCACCCGUUUGAUAAAUGAAGGCUGUAUUCGAUGUUUUUUUAUUGUAAAUCGUAGCUCGUUCUACAGGGCUGUCAACCCCCCAACAUCAUCAAAUGGGAAGGAAUGAUAGAUGAUGUCAUAUCGUACGACAAAUGACGUCAUUUGUGCCAAAAAUGCUCGUUAAUUCCGAUCGACGGAUAUAGCCCAUAAACAGUUCAUAUUUAGCCACGUUAUUGCGUAAAUGACAAUGGCAUACCAGAAUUUGUGAGAAAACGUUCCAUGUUAACGGUAGCUCAAACAACACAAAAUAUUUGAAAUUUUAUGGUCUGAAAGUCCAAUCUACAAAAAGUAACAACUAUGGCCAUUAUCCAGGAGAUAUCAGGCUCUAAUCUGGAGAUCGGGAGAUACAGUCCAAAAUCUGCAGUUUCCCGAAUUAUCUGGGAGAGUUGACAGCUCUGUCCUACUAAGGGCUGGUAGCUGUCGCAGGGUACUUUACCACCGUCACAUGGGCUGACUUUGAUAGAGCUGGGACCAAGGAGCGGCAGCCCCCCAUUCUGUUUAAAACUGUGUUUAAAAUGGCUUAUUUGGGGAAGUACAGAUUUUCAUUUCACAAAUUACAGUUUUUUAUUUCACAAAUUAGAGAUUUCACAUAGUACAGAUAUUUUUCAUUUCAUUUGGUUUUGUUUCCUUUUGCAAAUUACAGUAAGCCUUUUAGCCUAUCUGUAGCCGCUCCCUCCCCCUGAUAAAGGAAAAAUGGAGAGGAUUGUGGCUACAUGUAGGCUAUAAGCCUUUAAAUUUCUAUAUAGAUCUCUCAUAUGAAUUCUCCUGAAAACCGGUGUUCUAGAGCCUUUAGCUGCCUUUUCAAAGCUGGCUAGUCUCUUGGCCCCCUCAGUAACUGUAUUAUUCCACUUUAUACUGAUCUUCAUCACUCUUUUUGUUUGACUGAGCAAUGGUUUCACACUUGAUCCUUUUGAUUUCUGCCAUCUGUUGUGAAGCUGAAUCUUUGUUGGGACGAUUGAAAUCAGAAAUUAAUUCUGAGAGGAAUGUCUUAAGCUGACUUGUAGUAUCUUGUUGCUAUCCGAUAUGGUCUGAUCUUUGUUUGUUUGUUUGUUUGUUUGUUUUUUACACUCAUUCAUGACUUUGCAGUAUUAGAAAAAUCCAAUAUUUCCCAAUACUCUGUUAACAUGGGAAUUCUAACCAUAGAAUGACACAUAACUCAGUAGUAACUACCUUAUUGGAACUUAAUUCGCGAUUUCAGCAAGGGAGUUCUAUUUUUGCAAUUUCGAUAUGCAAAUAGAAGAGGACAUUAAAUUUCAUGAUUACAUUCCCAACUUCGUUUUAUUUUUCCAAAAAGUGUGAACUUUUCAGUUUUUAUAGUUUUAAGGUAAACUGAAAAUGUUUGCAAAUUAUCGUAUGCUAUACAAAAGAUGAUAAAUGGAACUUACCAGUAAAACCAGUUAAUAAAAAAAUUAUUGGUGUAGUUGUCAAAACAUACCCUUUACUAGAUAUGUUGAUGUUAAAUUGUUAUUAAAUUUUUUGAGUUCAAAUUUUGUGUGGAUUUAUAUUCGCAGAUCUAAAAUUACAUGAUUUUUUACUGUCAUGAAAAAGGUAAAAUUCUAGACCCAUGAAAUCAAAUACCAAAAAGGUAGUUCAAACCUGAAAACUGCAACUUCUCAUGCGUAACAGUCAAACCCAGUUCAUUUCAUGUCAAUAAUGUAGUUAUCUCUAAUUACGUGUUUUUCAUCCAUUACUAUUUCUAGACUAUUUCUUUCUUUUCUUUACUGAUGUGUUUUUGUUCUAAUCUAUUUUAAGCACAAAAGAUCCAGGCCAAGGGCCGUUUUCCUUCCAAGUUGGUUUAGGAAAAGUGAUUAAAGGUUAGUUUUGCAUACGAUCAGGAGAAAUUAGAUACAGUCAACUCUCUGAUAGUAAGCGACCACUUUGAAAAUAACCAUUUUGUUUCUCAGUCAAAUACUGUUUUAAAGACUCUCUUGUAAGUGACCACUACUUAAAAUUUCUUAUAAGAUCACGGCCACUUCUUAAACCAGAAAUUUGACAUAUUCUGUUGUUUUCUGUUUUGCAUAAGCAACCACCUGGCAUGGUCAUGUAUGAUUGUAAGAAAACCGUUGCUUGAAAGUCACAAAAGUUCAGUUUUUAAAGGCGAUUAAAGCAGUUGACUUAUAAGAAAGAUGAUAUAAUUCUUUCACCUGAUUUUGAAUUGCAGUGACUAGAUAAGGUCCCUGAUAGGUUUUUCAGCAUCCAAGACGUGGGAAUGUGGAUGGGAAAUAAGAUUGGGUAUCCGCUAAACAAUUCAGGAAAUUUUCCUUUAAACCUAAAACGUGCCACUUUUCCACUAACUUGUUAAUAAUAACGCGAAUAUUUGUACAGGAUAACCUAUCAGUUCUAAUAAAAAGAACUGUUAUCAAAAGAGUCCUGUAAUUAUCUCAUAAAUAGCUAAAAAAAAAUCGAAAAGGGAAAAUAAAAUAAAAUAACACUAAGAAAUCUAAGAUUUAAAAAUCAAAAUCUGUAAAAAUCAUCGACUUACAAGACUGAAAAGAGUUAUGAAUUAUGGAAUACUAUUGAAAAAAAAUUGUUUUAAAUUACUCUUAAAAAGAAACCUAGAUUUUAAAGUUCUUAAAUGCUGAGGUAAAGUAUUAUAAACUAGAGCCCCUUGAAAGGCGAAACUUCUCCGUCCAAAUUCUAAUUUGGCUUUGGGAAGUUUUAGUGAACACACAUUGUUUCUAGUGUUAAUGUUGUGUUCAAUUUUUGUAAAAUAUCCUUUAAAAGGGGUACAGACGUUAUCCUGAGGACAAUCAAACACAAGCUGGCAGGACUGCCUCUGGUUCUUUGAAAUUGUGGAAAUGUGAGCCCUCUGUUGGAAUUAUAGCAUUGACCAAAAACAAUUUUGGUCAGGAUGACAGGAUUGAAAACUGGUCUCCCCACUGAGGGCUCUGUUUGAACUAUGGGUAUCAGUUUAUCAAAUUGAAUUAAAUUAUAAAAUUAUUUUUUUUGUUCAGUGCUUUAUUUUUGUGUAUAUUUUUUUUGUGAUUAGGUUGGGAUGAGGGCUGCUUGAAAAUGCAACAAGGAGAAGUAGCUAAACUGACCAUUCCAUCUGAAAAGGGUUAUGGAUCUAGUGGCUUCCCAGCAUGGAGAUAUCCUUUCAUAUCACAGUUUGUUUAG